Molecule: messenger RNA, 555 nt
Organism: Neoarius graeffei (lesser salmon catfish)
Lineage: Eukaryota; Metazoa; Chordata; Actinopteri; Siluriformes; Ariidae
Product: gametocyte-specific factor 1
Exons: 6
Coding region: 1-555 (184 amino acids)
Source: RefSeq, a predicted model, not a curated record
AUGUCAUCGAAAAGGUCAAAGAACCGCAGGGACUCAUCGCCUAAACCUAAAGUCUCACUUCCUCGCUGGGAAGAAGAGCAAGAUGAUUACUGUGACCCUGACAAAUUGCUUCUGUGCCCUUAUGACGCUAAUCAUAAAAUCCGGGCAUGUCGCUUUCCCUACCAUCUCAUCAAGUGCAAGAAGAACAAUCCUCAGCUGGCCAGUCAAUUGUGGACGUGCCCGUUUAAUGCUCGCCACCUUAUGCCCAAACACGAGCUGUCACAUCACAUGUCUACCUGCAUGGACAGGUGCUCUUUAAAUACUGACUAUGCGGUAACUGAUGACACCCAGCGCAAAUUUCAGGUUCCUGUCAGCACCUGGACUAUUCCUGUGUGUGAUGAAGACUGGGACCAAGAGGAGGAAGAGUCGGGAACACCAGCAACACCAUUUGUCUGGGGAAUUUCAACCUCACAAAUCCACAACUCCACCCAAGAUCGGACUGAGCCAGCUACGACCCAAAGUUUGACCCCUGGUGUCAGAGCUCCAAGAGUUCUUCCUUGGAAAUUGAGCAUGUAA